ACGUAAUUUGGAAGUGGUCAACGGGAGAUAACUCGCGAUUGACUUCGAUGUCGCAAAAUGGCUGAAAAAGUCAUAUUUCGCAGAAGAUAAAAAUUAUCGUUUAAAUGUACAUUAAUUGUUUCCAUAUUUUCAUUUAGUUAAAAAUAAAUUAAUAAAAGUUGAAUAGAAAUGGUUGUAUAAAAUUAGAACGACUUACUCAAAGUCCCGGAUGUCAGUCGGCAAUGUAAACAAUCGUCUGCCGGUAGAUAUUGUUUACAUUGAUUAUGGUACGCAAAGUGAAAGGUUUUAAGAGUAAAAAGCAGACGGAGCGGUUACGGAAGGUUCUACAGGGUCUAGUAGAUCGGAGAAGUGAAAGGUGUACAACAGAUGGCAAGGUUCCUUCCGUUUUGAAGGACCAUUCUUAUGCAUCCGCGAAUGAUGGCAACCCCCCCAUACACGUCGCGGAGCAGUUGUUUUCAACUACUACAGAAACUUCCUGGUCUAUGGACAGACGGAUAGUUGAACUUGGUGUACUUGCAGAGGGUCUGUCCGGUUGUAAAAAGUGUGGACUUCCUCUGCAGUUGACGCAUGCAUCUAGCAUUGUGACAUAUGGAUUGUCAGCUAUUAUCAAGAUACCAUGUUAUAAUACCAGAUGUCUUCACAUAAACAAUGUUGCAACUGGGAAAAGACAUAACAAGAUAUGGGAUGCCAACACCAAAUUAGCUACAGUAAUUUUUUCUAUGGUACAUACUGGAAUUGGAGGAAGACAAGUCAACACAUUCCUCACAGCUCUCAAUAUACCACCUGUGAGUAAUACAUUACUCAGUGCAAGGCAGAAGGAAUCAGGGGGUGCUAUAGAGACUGUUGCAGAGAGCACCAUGGCUGUAUGUCUAUCUGAAGAACUAGAUAUUACAAAGAAUAAAUCUAAUACUGAUGAAUUGAUUGUGAGUGUGGAUGGAGCCUGGCAGAAAAGGGGAAGUGGCAGGUCAUAUGACAGUCUAUCAGGACACUGUUCCAUGAUUGGUGCAGAAACUGGAAAGAUUAUAGGUUACAGUGUUCGCAGCAAAUUUUGCAAAACCUGUGAUGAAGCUAACAGAAAGGGAACUAAAGCAAAAAUGCAUGACUGUCGACUUAAUUGGGAUGGUAGCUCUAAAGCUAUGGAGCAGGAUAUGGUAGUGGAAAUGGUCCGGAAUAUAAAAAACAGUGGUAUCACUGUUGGCACUAUUAUUGCUGAUGACGACACCACAACCAUUGCAAGACUUAGAAAAAAAGUAAACCCCAAUAUAAAGAAAAUGUCUGAUCGAAAUCACGUCAAAAAAAAUAUUGCCAACUCACUGUACAGUCUUGGACAGAAACAUAAAAAAUUGAAUCAGAAAAUAAUCAAAUACUUUUUAAAUUGUUUAAAUUAUAUGCUGUGCCAAAACCAGAAUGACCCUGAUGGUGUUGAGAAUGGUCUGGAAGCUGUGGGUAGACAUCCAUUUGGUGACCACACUUUUUGA
This is a messenger RNA of Mytilus trossulus (common blue mussel), 1478 nucleotides long. RefSeq lists its product as uncharacterized. The record is from RefSeq and is a predicted model, not a curated record. The transcript has 5 exons. NCBI's taxonomy places the organism in Eukaryota, Metazoa, Mollusca, Bivalvia, Mytilida, Mytilidae. The coding region runs from base 264 to 1478 and encodes 404 amino acids.